AUGGUUGCUUCAUACAUGAAGUGGGCUGCCAUGCUCCUGGCAACUGCCCAGCUUGGUGCUGCCCAGACCUAUACCGACUGCGACCCGCUCAACAAGACUUGCCCUGCCAACACUGGUCUGGCGAAGUGGUCGUACAACGUCGACUUCACCAGCGGUUCAUCUGCCUUUGACAGGUGGACUACAACUGCCGGUACCGUCAACAGCACCGACCUUGGGGCACUUUUCCAAAUUGCCGCUGAGGGAGAUGCUCCAACCAUCGAGAGUGAUUUCUAUAUUUUCUUCGGCCACGUCGACGUUAAGCUCCGUGCUGCCAACGGCACGGGUAUCAUCUCUACCUGGAUCAUGGAGUCUGAUGACCUUGAUGAGAUCGACUGGGAGCAAGUUAGCACCUACACUGGCGAGAUCCAGACCGACUACUUCGGCAAAGACAACACUACCGGCUGGGACCGUGCCACCACCGUGAACGUCACUGACCCCGAGACCACUUUCCACACUUAUUCCAUCGACUGGACCGAGGAGCGCAUUAACUGGCUCCUUGAUGGUACCGUCGUGCGCACCCUGGAGUAUGCUGAUGCUCUCAACGGCAAGAACUACCCUCAGACUCCCAUGCGUAUCCGAAUCGGUAUCUGGGCCGGCGGUGACCCCGACAACAGUGAAGGUACCAUCGAAUGGGCUGGUGGUGAGACCGACUACGAUGCCGCUCCCUUCAACAUGUACGUUGAGUCCGUGAAGGUCAUCAACUACAACCCUGCCAAGCACUACAAGUACACCGAUAAGACCGGCGACUACACCAGCAUCAAGGCCUACAACGGAACCAGCUCAAACUCCACCUCUAGCAAGUCAUCCAGCUCAUCCUCGAGCUCGUCUUCCUCCAGUAGCUCUUCCAGCUCUUCCGGCUCUGCCUCUUCUGCUGCCUCUGCUUCAGCUUCAGCUUACGCCUAUUCCGGCGCCUCGGCCUCUAUGGUCUCCUCCAUGUUUGCGGCUUCCAUCGUCGCUAUUAUCGCCGGUGUCUUCCAGCUGUAA
Messenger RNA from Penicillium atrosanguineum, 1023 nucleotides. Its product is annotated as glycoside hydrolase family 16 protein. Gene Ontology annotation, molecular function: glycosyltransferase activity; hydrolase activity, hydrolyzing O-glycosyl compounds. NCBI's taxonomy places the organism in Eukaryota, Fungi, Ascomycota, Eurotiomycetes, Eurotiales, Aspergillaceae. Gene Ontology annotation, cellular component: fungal-type cell wall. The transcript has 3 exons. Gene Ontology annotation, biological process: carbohydrate metabolic process; fungal-type cell wall organization. The coding region runs from base 1 to 1023 and encodes 340 amino acids. The record is from RefSeq and is a predicted model, not a curated record.